Closterium sp. Naga37s-1 is the source of this 1353-nucleotide messenger RNA. NCBI's taxonomy places the organism in Eukaryota, Viridiplantae, Streptophyta, Zygnematophyceae, Desmidiales, Closteriaceae. The record is from the annotation of a GenBank genome assembly.
AUGUCCAGUUCCCGCCUCAUUUUCGCAAUCACCACGAGUCCCUGUCGCUUCCCCUUCUCACACACCCUCCCUCCCCUCCCUCCCCUCCCUUUUCUUUUGACUCCUAACUUCCCUUUCCGCUCUUCUCCCCAUUCUCCCCCAUUUUUAUCAAACCCACCCUUCACCUCCUGUCCCCUCCAUUUUUCGGGCCUUCCUCCUCCCCAUCCGCUCUUUCUCCAGAUUCGCAUUUCCUCCUCCCCCUUCCGCCCAUCAUCCCCUGCUCCCCCUUCCGCCCAUCAUCCCCGUCCAACCCACGCCUUCCCACCCUCUAACCCGCUCCCACCCUCCCUCCCCACACACCACACCCCACCUUCCCCCCACCUUCCCCCCAUCCCCCUCCCUCCUGUUUUUCCUCAGAUCCCGCGUCCCUUCUCCGCCUUCCGCGCAUCAUCCCCGUCCGACCCGCCUCUUGAUCCAACUCUCAUCUCUUCCCUCGCCCUGCGAUACGAGCAGCGUCGCGCGGUGAGUUGCGUGAUGCUGUGGAAUGGUGCUAACAAAUCCUGGGGGGUAGAAUGGAGUAACCAACCGCUUGAUCCCACUCUCAUCUCUUCCCUCGCUCUGCGAUACGAGCAGCGUCCGCGCGCUCUCCCUCUCUUCACCCCACUCUCCCUCUCUUCACCCACUCUCCCUCUCUUCACCACACUCUACCCCUCUUCACCGCUCUCUUCUCCUCUUUCUCCCUUCACUUCACCAGAAACCAUCCGUGGGAGCGCCCCUGCUCCGGGCCGGGCGGCAUCCAAGGCCGGCGCAGAAGGGGACAACGCCGCCGCCCCUGCCGACCCAAACAGCUUCAAGCUCGCUCUGCAAUACGUUAAGGCCUUUCCUUGCAGGGAGGAGAGGAGAACGGACUUUGUGCUGGUGUCAUGCUCGGGAGCAGGAGUGCCGGAGGAGAGGAGAGAGACAGUUGUCAAGGCCAAAUGGGCCCCUGCUGGGGGAGCCGAUGGUUCAGAAGGCUCUGGUCUGGUCUGGUGUUCGACCACAGGAAUAGAAUUACCCAGGGCAUCAGCUGUGCUUACGUCCCUCCCCUCACCCCUCACCCCUCCUUGCCUUACCCAUCGUCCCCCCCAACACACACACAUCAGGGCAUCAGCUGUGCUUACGUCCCUCCCUCACCCCUCACCCCUCCUUGCCUUACCCAUCGUCCCCCAAACACGCACACAUCAGGGCAUCAGCUGUGCUGACGUGGCAGACGUGUGUGUGAAGGCUCUACACGAUCCGACGGCCCGUAACAAGAGCUUUGAUGUGGCACAUUUACCUGAUCGAGCCAACAACUACCUCACACCUGCCCUCGCGCAGCUGGAAAAGAACACUUGA